Erigeron canadensis is the source of this 1056-nucleotide messenger RNA. Its product is annotated as putative F-box/LRR-repeat protein At5g02700. Bases 1 to 1056 code for a protein of 351 amino acids. Lineage: Eukaryota; Viridiplantae; Streptophyta; Magnoliopsida; Asterales; Asteraceae. The record is from RefSeq and is a predicted model, not a curated record. The transcript has 3 exons.
AUGAGAAGAACAGGUAUACUCUCUAACCGUUGGAAAAAUCUCUGGCGAUCAGUACCCAAAGUUGUUUUCAAUGAUUAUCAGUUUCACAAAAUUGAAAAUUUGGAUUCUCUUCCUUAUUAUGAUGUUGAUAACUCUGUUCCUGAAUUUUAUAAAUGUGUCAAUGAAACCCUAAGUCAACUUCAGUUAGAAACACUUGAUGAGUUUGAUUUGGUAUCAAAUUAUGGCAGUGAAUUUCGUAAAAGUGUAAACAAAAUUGUAGAUUUUUGUUGUGCUAGAAAUGUUAAACGAUUCAGUCUAGUUUUAAGAGACUCAGAAGAUGACUGCAGAUUUUGGAUAUUCCAAAAUUCCUUUUACAUUAAUAAACACUUUACUGAUAUUAAUUUACGACACUGCUUAAUUUAUCCUUUUGUGACCAUUUCUUCGAACAACCUUAUAAAUCUAAGUAUUGGGGAGUCACAAAUACAGGGAAGUUUGAUAAAAAAAAACAUUCUAAGUGGUAGCCCAGUGCUGAAAAGUUUGACAUUUGAAUAUUGCAAAGCUUCAUUGCUUGAUAUUCAUUCAACUAGUUUGGAGAAUUUGCAAUUAAUUGGGUUUAGUUCUGAUGAAGAAGAUGAAGAUUUUGUUACUAUCAAAGCCCCUAACAUUAUGUCACUUAAGAUUGUUGGUAAAAUGUAUGUGUCGGAUAUAUUAUUGGAAGAUGUUUCAUCGCUGAAAGUUGCUAGUUUAGAUUUCUUAAUACCACGAAAUCUAGACACAAUUCACAAAAGAGAACAGAAAAAUGUUCUUAGAGGUCUCAUUCAAAGCUUACAACAUGUUGAACGUAUUCAAAUUGGAUAUUCAUGCAAUAAGGUUCUUUCUCGUCUUGAUGAAAAAGGAUUUAUGAAACUGAUGACAGUUAUAUGGGAAGUUCUGAUGACGAAUAAGUUAAAGUUGAAUAAGAAUGGAAAUCAUGUUUUUUUUGAAGUGGAUCUUGGUUUAACAGUCCAGGAAUUGGAAAAAGCGGAAGAAGAAGCUGGUUAUGGGAGUAUGUUUCUGAAGAUGAUGAAGAUGUUUUGA